AUGAUUGCAGAGGCCAAGGCCCUCUAUGAGCCUCAGAGUCGGCUACCAGGCCCCAAGCCUGCACAGCUGGUAAGAAUUGGUGUCAGCACUGCGGAGUCCGGGUUGAUCCUCGGUAGUGCGGACAGCGCGGAGAGCGUCUGUUUCGAUUCCACGGGCCUCUUCCUGAACGGUCGAAAGAGGGAACCGGUCAAGAACAGCGUCAUCAAAGACUUGAGUGAGAGAUUGGAGGCAGACGGCUGCCAUGCGAAGAUCCAGCAUGCCGAAGAGGAGGCAGUCUUGCAUUUCCAGUGCCUUGCUGCGAAGACCUCUGCGGAACUGGCAGAGGCGCAGCUACGCGCAGAGUGCACGGAGCUUCGCGCCAAGGCAGAUGAGCAAUUCGAAAUGAAAGAGGCCCAGGUUCACCAGUUGCACAGCGCCAAGGAGGAGGCGGAUAGACUGCGAGAGCGCCUGGGCUGCAUGGCUCGAGGAAGGCGAACGCUCCGGCGCCGAGUGGAGGCGCUGUGCGAAGGAAAUGGCAGCCCCGAGGAGGCCGAAGAGAAGUGUCGGAGGCUUUGUGAAGAGGCAGCCGUGGCCUUCAACAUCAACGCCGAGCUCGAGGAGCAGAGAUCAGAGCUUCUCCAAUCGAUGCAACAACUCGCAUCUGAGCAUCAGCUGCUUCACGAGAACAGGGAACUGGCAGAGCGCUGUGCAGCUCUGGAAUUGGCGCUCCAGGAGAAAACAUCCCAGGGCAAAUCCAGUUUGCAGCAGCGGGUUGUGGAGCUGGAGUUGCAACUGGCCGAGUUUGUACUCGGUGCUGCAGAUGCCCCGCUGCCAAAGGAGGUUCAGCAGGAGCUCGAGACGCUUCGCCAGACUUGUCAGGAACUCGCCGUGCGGGCCGAAGAGGCUGCAACGAGCACUCCCCAGUAUGCCCUGCAGCGCAUCGAAGAUCUCGAGGCGCAGCUAUCCAGGUCUGUGCUGCAUGCUGGUCCGGAAGAGGAGAAGCUACGAAAUCGCUGCACGCAACUCGAGGGAGAGUUGCUCACAGUCCAGGAGGACCUGGGAAGCUCCAAGAGAGAGGCGAGGAGCGCCAGGGAGGAGGUUGGCGAGCUGCGGCAGGAGUUGCAGCGGGCAGAGGGUGAAUCCGAGCGCCUAUGUGACGACGUUCGAGCCGGCGAGGAGACUGCAGAAAUCCGCGAAGAGGAGCUGCGUAGCUUGCGCGUGGAGGUGCGUCGACUUCGCAAGAAGCUGGUCUCGAAAGAGUUUGGGCACAGCAAGGUGGCAGGGCUGCUCGUGAACUUAGAUCCGAGCAGUCCCAAUGCCAAUACGGUGAGCCUCUUCAUCAAUGGAGUUAGAGCGUCACAGCCACAGAAGCUGCCAGAGUCCAUGCUCGGCAAGGCAGUGUUUCCCGCGGUCACCUUCCGCAACGUCACGCUGCAGGUGCACUUUGGCGCAGCGCCCUUGAGGCAGCUACCGUUCAAGUGCCACACAUGGCAGGAAGUGCAGAAAGCGCACAGUGAGGUCAAAGCAUCGCCUGCGCCCAAAGAUGGCAAAUACCAGGUGCUGUUGCCCGUGGGUCUUCCAGACGAAGCGACCUUCGACUGGGUUGACCAGUUCUUGUCCAAAAACAAGAACUACACUGAGAUUAGCGACCGGUCGAUCCUUGACUGGGCGAGCAAAAGUGGCCUCCAGCGAUCGGGUGGCUAUUUCAAGAGGACCUCGCACGAUCACCCCGAGAUGCAUUUCGGACUUCCGCUGAUGGACGACUACAGCGUCAGCAAAGUGCUGAAAGCCUUCGCCACAGUUUUGCCUCGGAACUUCAUCAUUGCAGAGGUGAGGAACAACCUCUUAGCUGAUGAGCGACAGAGGACACUGGCGCGCUUUCCCAGCCACUGCUACACCAAGGAAGUGCGAGUGCUGGUCGGCGAGCCAGCUGCCGAUUACAAAACCUUCAUCCAGCAAGUCAUGCUGAAAGACAAGAAGGAGAAAGCAGAAGCGGAGGCGAAGAGAAAAAAGGCGGAAGCUGUCGCCAAGCAGGCGGAAGAGGAGAGAAGAAAGAAGCGCCUGGAAGAACAGAAGCAGCGAGACGAGGCAGAGAAGGACGGAAAUGGAGCAGAAGGAGGAGAGGAUGGGAAGGACAAGGACGAGGCGAUGGAGGAGCCGGAGGAGAAAGAAGAUCCGAAGGAAGAGGAGAAGGUCGAAGAAGCCAAGGAUGAACCUAUGGAGGAGGUCCAUGUGGAGCUGACAGAGGAGGAGAAAAAGCUCUGGUUUCGCCGCAAGGAUGUGCCAGACCUCACAUCGAAGGAGACUGGAGUGAGGGGAGAAGAUGCCCUUGACAAAUAA
Symbiodinium sp. CCMP2592 is the source of this 2319-nucleotide messenger RNA. The record is from the annotation of a GenBank genome assembly. Lineage: Eukaryota; Dinophyceae; Suessiales; Symbiodiniaceae.